AUGGCACCAGCUGCUGCAGCUGCCAACGGUCUCUUGAGACAGGCAGUCCAUUACCAUCUCGACAACUCCUCCUACGAGAACGCCUUGUUCUUUGCCGAGCGGCUCUGUGCACAAGACAAGACUGUCGAGGCGGCUUAUAUGCUGGCCCUCUGUCACCUACGACUUGGGGACGACCGAUCGGCAUACGAGGUUAGCAAGGCUGCUGGCUAUCGGGGGACACAUCUAGGCUGCUCAUAUGUGUUUGCUCAGGCUUCGCUGCGCUUAGAGCGGUACAAGGAUGGUAUUACAGCUCUGGAGAAGUCGAAAGGCUCCUGGCUCAACAAGAAUUACAUGGGCAAACACAACGCCUGCAGCAGGAUGCCCCAUCCCGAUGCGGCAGCGUGCAGUUGUCUUCUUGGAAAGCUCUACCGCGCAUAUGAUGACAAGACCAAGGCAGUGGCAUGCUUCGAGGAUGCGUUGAAGACAAACCCGUUCAUGUGGGAUGCCUUCAUGGCGCUCUCGGACAUGGGUGCCAACGUAAGAAUACCAAACAUCUUCAAGCCGAAUGAGCAACUGCUGCGGAACUUAGAUCAAGAGCAGAGUGUGUCCGCAGGACCGAAGGAGACGGGGCACACAAAUCCCCUCGAGCCUUUAUCUAAGCGAUCCACGCUCGGUCUAGGAACGCGGCAGGAGGCGGAGCCGGACAUGGCCAGGAGGGUAUGGAAACGCCAACUGGGCCCAGUACAUCUUCUGAAUCACUCGUACCGCGCCCAGGACCUGGAGUUGAGCCACCCCAGGCACCUAUGCGCAAGUCGAGGACAGUUCAACCAGUAG
Phaeoacremonium minimum UCRPA7 is the source of this 813-nucleotide messenger RNA. RefSeq names its product putative 20s cyclosome subunit (nuc2 cdc27) protein. The record is from RefSeq and is a predicted model, not a curated record. Gene Ontology annotation, biological process: cell division. The transcript has 2 exons. Bases 1 to 813 code for a protein of 270 amino acids. Gene Ontology annotation, molecular function: protein binding. NCBI's taxonomy places the organism in Eukaryota, Fungi, Ascomycota, Sordariomycetes, Togniniales, Togniniaceae.